Molecule: messenger RNA, 2060 nt
Organism: Paramecium pentaurelia
Lineage: Eukaryota; Ciliophora; Oligohymenophorea; Peniculida; Parameciidae
Source: the annotation of a GenBank genome assembly
AUGGGUAAGGGUGGAUACUCAAAAGUAUACAAGUUGUGUCCAUUAAAUAAAUAAUCAUUUUAGUAAUAAUAUUAUGCAGGGAAAGUAUAUAAUAAAAAUGAAUUGGCAUAAAAGAAAAAUCUAAAUUGUUUAGCUUAAUUGGUAAAAGCAGAAUGUGAGAUUUUAAAGUAAGUUAAUUCUCCAUUCAUAUUGACAUUAUAUGAAAUUAUCUAAUUAGAUGAAUAAUUAAGUAAAUAUAAUGAGAAUUUUUGAUAGUUUUGAUUACUGAAUUAUUACGUAGUGGAUCAUUGUAUAAAUUAUUAAGAGAGAAAGUAAGGAUUUAAGAGAGUGAGGCUAGUGGCAUUAUUCUUAGAGUUGCAUUAGGACUUUAGGCCAUUCAUAGGUAAGUGAAGUAAAUCUAUUCAGUAUAGGAUAUGUACAUAGAGACAUUAAAUUAGAAAAUAUCUUAAUUGAUAAAGAUUAAAUAAAGAUAAUUGAUUUUGGAUUUGCAGAAUAAAUUAAUAGAGAAGUAUUGACAUCAGGAUAAGGUACUGUUGGUUAUAUGGCUCCAGAGAUUUUUACUCAUAAACCAUAUACUGAAUUAGGAGAUGUAUUUAGUUUAGGAGUUGUUUAUUAUUUAUUAUUAACAGGCAAACCUCCAUUUAAAGGAUUAAAUUAAGAUAAUAUAAUAAGAGCUAAUCAAAAAUGUGAUAUUGAUUUUAGUGAAUAUUGUUUUGUUAAUGUUAGUCAAAAAACUAUACAUUUGGUUAAGGGUAUGUUGUAAAAGAAUCCAAAAUAGAGAAGUUCUCUAAAUGAAGUGUUAUAGAAUCUUAAAAGCUAAAAUUUAUUCUUAGAUAUUGUCUAUAGAUCUAUAUCAAUUGAAGGAUCUCAAUUAACAAAACAUGGAGGAAUGAGAUCACUCUAUUUAUAGAGUCAAUGUUCUUAAGAUUCUCCUAGGAUACAAUAAAAAUAAUCUAAAUUGUUGAAUAUCACAUAAACAUUAGAGAAAUUUGCUGUUAAGACAAGUUCAUUUCGUCCUUCACUUUAAAAUAUUGACAAUUAUACUUUUGAUAGUGAUGAUUUGGAAGACAAUACGUUGCCUCAAUUUGUAUUGGAGUUUCUUCAAAUUUCUAACUUAAUUUUGAAUUAAUCUAAAUUACCUUGAUAAUUAUUUAAUAUGUAAAUAACAUGUAUGUUUUGUGACCAGAAACCCAAUAUGCCUGAAUUGUUAAACAUGGUAGACUAAAAAUAAAUACAGUAAGGCUCUAUAUUCCAGAUAUCAAUCCAAUAAUUCCAAUUUCCAACUUCGAAGUUCCACCAUCAUUAAAUUCCAAGAUUAAGUUUGUUAUGAAGAAAAUGAAGAGUAUUUCAAAUCGUAUAUACUCUAGUUAUUUAGUUUUUACACUCUUCAAAAUUCCAAGAAGAAGCAUAAACAAUUAUUAGAAUAUUAUCGAUAUCAUACCGACAUUCCUAGAUUCUUUAUCAAAAAGAUAACGUCCUUAUUAGAAACACAUCAUGAAAAAAAAAGAGAAAUAAAAUAUAAUAAAAUCAAAUUUCAGUUGGGAAUGUUAGUUAUUCAACCUGAAGAAGAUUAACAUUUCUCAUUUAAAGCACUCUAAGGUUUGACAGAAUUAUAGACUUCAAGAUAAUUAUAGUAGUUACUCAAAUUAAUAUAAUCAAACAAAUAUGAUACAAAGAAUAUAGCAGCUAUUAUCAAAGAAUAAAAAUAGUAAAUGGCUUAACUUAAUAAAAAGGAAUAAUUGAAGAAAAUUUUGAAUAUUGAAAUAUAAUAAACAAUAACUACAAAAAGACCAACAAAUCAUACUUAACCUACUUUACUUACAUAACCUACUUAAUAUACUUCAUUUACUUAACAUACUUAACAUACUUAACCUUCAUAACAUAAUUUAGGUAGUCCUAAAAGUCAUAAAAAUAAAAUGAUAGGAACUGAAAUCUAUGGAAAUGUAGUCAAAAAAGAAUUUUAUAAAAGAUGGUCUGAUGUUUUGAGUCAUAGAUAAUUAGAAUUUCAUAAAAAUAAAAUGAAGUCUAGUUUGCUUAAGAAAAAAAUAUCACUUAAAUGA